This is a messenger RNA of Pseudophryne corroboree (corroboree frog), 1471 nucleotides long. It is a transcript of the gene BAMBI, whose product is annotated as BMP and activin membrane bound inhibitor. Lineage: Eukaryota; Metazoa; Chordata; Amphibia; Anura; Myobatrachidae. The transcript is spliced from 3 exons. Gene Ontology annotation, molecular function: frizzled binding. Bases 318 to 1100 code for a protein of 260 amino acids. The record is from RefSeq and is a predicted model, not a curated record. Gene Ontology annotation, biological process: transforming growth factor beta receptor signaling pathway; positive regulation of canonical Wnt signaling pathway; negative regulation of transforming growth factor beta receptor signaling pathway.
CAGCGCCGGGUCCGCGUUCUUAUGCUCAGUGCCGGGCUCAGGGAGCUCACUGAAAUCAGUCCUACUGCACGGGUCAGUGCCAGUCGUGUACGGGACGGGUCGCCCGCUGGGAGUCGGAUUAUACCGUUUGGAUUACCGCGCACUUUUCUGACGUGUCUCCUUGUAUUGGAUUUGAGGAGCCCGGGGGGCAGUUGAUCCGUAUAUCGUGGACUGUACAAGGCUGCCGGGUAGUGUGCUGUAUGGUGACGCUUCUCUUGCACAGCAGCCCCCCCCCCAGAAGACGUGCAGCGCUGAGCUGGGGAGAGCCGGGCGUAUAAAUGGAUCGUCAGGCUAGCCUGAUCGCCCUGUGGCUGCAGCUAGAACUCUGCGCUAUGGCCGUGCUGCUCACUAAAGGUGAAAUUAGAUGCUACUGUGAUGCUCCACACUGUGUUGCAACUGGAUACAUGUGCAAAUCUGAACUGAACGCCUGCUUUUCUAGGCUACUUGACCCUCAAAACAAUAAUUCACCUCUUACACAUGGCUGCCUGGACUCCAUUGCAAACACAGCAGAUAUCUGCAAACCCAGAGUGGAGGAGAAACAGAGUAGUGCAGCCGCCCCAAAGCUGGAGUGCUGUCAUGAAGAUAUGUGUAAUUACAGGGGCCUUCACGAUGUUCUGUCUCAUCCAAAGAGCGAAACAUCAGGUGCCGGCGGCAAAUACCAGCAUGAAAGCACAAGAAACCUUAUUACAAAGGUCCAAGAGCUGACUUCCUCCAAAGAACUGUGGUUCAGAGCAGCUGUCAUCGCCGUGCCUAUAGCUGGUGGAUUGAUUCUGGUGCUUCUUAUCAUGCUUGCACUCCGCAUGCUCCGUAGUGAGAAUAAGAGAUUACAGGAUCAGAGACAACAGAUGCUUUCCCGUCUGCACUACAGUUUUCACGGGCACCAUUCAAAAAAAAGACAAGUGGCCAAGUUAGACUUGGAGUGCAUGGUGCCAGUGAGUGGCCAUGAAAACUGUUGUUUGACCUGUGAUAAAAUGAGGCAUACAGACCUCGGCAAUGACAAAAUAAUCUCUCUAGUUCAUUGGGGGAUGUACAGUGGACAUGGAAAGCUGGAAUUUGUAUGACCACGUUGAAGAUGAUCAUCCAGUAGGCUCUGCCUUUCUUGGUUUUGCUGGAUAAUAGCACUUUAUCUUUAAAAAGAAAAAGAAGAAAACUGUCUUCCGAAAAGGAGGGUGAUGGGAUCUUUAGCACAGUGAAAAUAUCUGGUUUCCGACGAAAGAUUCCAAAAGACGUCUUAUUUGCACAGAUGGGAGUUGCGGACUAUUUGGUUUAACUUUGCAGGAGGCAAGAUGUGGAGGAGUUGUACACUGUCACCAAUGCUUUCUGAACUUUAGGGAGCGAAUAUUGGUCAUUGAAAUAAACUGUACACACUGUACAUGUUUCUAUAUAUGUUUAAUGUAAAGAAUUUUUUAAAAUAUAUAUAUUUUGUCUGGAA